Plasmopara halstedii is the source of this 1608-nucleotide messenger RNA. Its product is annotated as RxLR-like protein. Gene Ontology annotation, molecular function: heme binding; iron ion binding; monooxygenase activity. The transcript is spliced from 2 exons. NCBI's taxonomy places the organism in Eukaryota, Oomycota, Peronosporomycetes, Peronosporales, Peronosporaceae. Bases 1 to 1608 code for a protein of 535 amino acids. The record is from RefSeq and is a predicted model, not a curated record.
AUGCGUGUUGUCGUAACUUUGUUAACAUUAUCCUCGUUGUGGGUUACGCUGCCUACGGCCGCAGUGGCUGCUGUCCUUGUGUAUCUGCUCAUCCCGGAUGAGCGUCAGCGUGCCAUUCGUCAUCUUCCGGCCCCCGCAUCAACUUUGCCUGUGCUCGGUAAUACGCUGGACCUUAUGAGUCUGAAACUUCCACGUCUACACGACUGGAUUACCGAGCAAUGCAAGAUCUUUGGUGGCCGCACGUGGCGAUUAAAAAUGUUAGGCGCCCCGCCACUUGUAGUGGUGAGCAGUAUCGAAUGCUUCGAAGAUAUUUUACAAACACAGUUUAAGGUAUUCGAUAAGGGAGAGCGUAUGAACAGCAUCUUUCGCGACUUGGUUGGUAAUGGGAUUGGAGCUGUCGACGGUGCACAAUGGAUGUUUCAACGAAAAUUACUAAGUCGUCUUUUCACUAUGCGGGCAUUUCGAGGGAACAUCACUGAGUGCGUGCAUGAUUACACUUUGGAGCUCGGCCGCAAUCUUCACGAGAUGGCACAAACGGGAACUCCAAUCGACUUUUCUGACGUGAUGCGUCACUUUGCUUUUGAUGUAUUUGCGGAUGUUUCCUUUGGCUUACAUGCCAAAUCUCGUGAAGGAAAAAAACAUACGCAGUUGAUGAAGGCCGUGUAUGAUAUGAUCCACAAUAUUGAGAUGAGAUUUCACUCUCCGGAUUGGCUAUGGAAGUUAAAGCGGGCACUCAAGAUCGGGAGUGAGAAAGAGUUGGCGGAAGAUGUGGCGACGUUCGAAAAGACAGUCUUUAAAAUUAUCAACAAGAAUAUGAAACGCAAGCUCAAUUUGAAUACCGCAAGUGACAAGUCAUCCCCGCGACGUCUACGGACAACGAAAGAUGUCGUAUCAUUAUUUCUAGAUGCUCAAGACGUAUUGAAUGGUGCGGACGAUGUUGAAAUUAAUGCCAAGGUUUUACGGGAUAUUGCUGUCGUAGUGCUUCUGGCCGGCGUGGACACGACAGCUUGGUCUUUGUCAUGGCUCAUUGUCAUGUUAAAUCGGAACCCACAGGUCGAAAUAAACUUGCGCCUUGAAUUACGUGAGAAACUGCCCCAAUUAUUUAGUGAUCCCACAUACGUACCGACCAUGGACGAUGUGGAUGGUCUCGUGUAUCUGGAAGCCGUAUUGCGUGAGAAUUUAAGACUGAAUCCAGUCGUACCGCUAAAUGCAAAAGAGGCGAAUCGUGAUACGACGCUCGUUGACGGCACUUUUUUGAAAAAAGGAACGCGCGUUUAUAUUCCGUCCUAUACGCUCGGUCGCAUGAAAAGCGUUUGGGGCCAUGAUGCAUCUAAAUUUAAGCCAGAGCGAUGGCUGAUGCAAGAUCCGUGGACAGGCGAGCGGGUUAUCCGUCCAGUAUCGGCGUUCCAAUUUGUAUCCUUUCAUGCUGGACCACGCACGUGUUUAGGCAUGCGUUUUGCGAUGCUUGAGAUGAAAACCGUGACCGCUUACAUGAUGAGUAAAUACCACUUUACGACGAAGGAAAAUCCCAAGAGCUAUACUUACAACGUGGCCUCUAUACUUCAGAUCAAGGGUCCUCUGAUUGUUAAGAUACAGCAUGCUGGUUAG